GGAGGCGCAGGCCUGUCCCGGGUCCCCGCAGGUCAGUGCGAAGGUCUGCGCGCCUGUGGGUCCCAGCACUCUGCGGGGCCUGAAAAGGAGGAGCGACCUGUCCAGAAUCCCUGCAGGACAAGAGAAGGAGGUGAAAUCUCAACAUGGAAAAACCCUGCGAUAUAAAUGAAGGAAUGCCUUUGAAAGAAAGAAAGAUGGAUAAGGAAGAACAGCCAGAGGAUGAGGGAAAGCCAGAAGUACUUUGUACUCUGAAUGACAAGAACUUGCAAAAUGAGGGAAAGCCUGAAAAUGAGGAAAUACUAAAGUACAAGGAAAAGCCAGAAAGUAAGGGAAAGGCAAAAGACGAAGCAAAGCCAGAGCCUGAGGGAAAUCUAGACAGUAAGGAGAAGACAGACAGUGAGGGAAAGACAGACAGUGAGGGAAAGACAGACAGUGAGGGAAAGCCAGAAAGUGAAGGAAAGUCAAAGAGCGAGGGAAAGCCAGAGAGUGAAACAAGAGCUGCUGUGAAGCGUCCAGCUGAGGAUGAUGUACCCAGGAAAGCCAAAAGAAAAACCAACAAGGGGCUGGCUCAGUACCUCAAGGAGUAUAAAGAGGCUGUACAUGAUAUGAAUUUCAGCAAUGAGGACAUGAUAAGAGAAUUUGACAAUAUGGCUAGGGUGGAAGAUAAAUCGAGAAAAAGCAGACAGAAGUUGGGGGGGUUUUUGUGGAUGCAAAGAAAUUUACAGGACCCCUUUUACCCGAGGGGGCCAAGGGAAUUCAGGGGUGGCUGCAGGGCCCCAAGAAGGGACACUGAAGACAUUCCUUAUGUGUAGUGGCCCUAGCAGGCAUUUGCCAGGCCCUGUGCUUUAAUCUUAUCCUAUAUAUUGCUUUAGGUGUCCUUCCUGUUACCAGCAGCCUUUUGACCCAGUUGGGGCACUUGCUGUAUGUUUCAAUAACUAAUUUUCACCCAUACGCAUUGUAAAGACAUUAUGAUUCUUGAAAAAAUAAAG
Molecule: messenger RNA, 989 nt
Organism: Tupaia belangeri chinensis (Chinese tree shrew)
Lineage: Eukaryota; Metazoa; Chordata; Mammalia; Scandentia; Tupaiidae
Product: transcription elongation factor A protein-like 2
Exons: 3
Coding region: 144-812 (222 amino acids)
Source: RefSeq, a predicted model, not a curated record